AUAACUGUUUGUAUAAACGAAUAGAAAAGUAAAAUCGUUUUUAUACCUCUUCUUUACGCUUUAUUUAGAGCUCCUCUCUAUACAGAAAACGCGAACAACACAUUCAGACAUGGAUUUCUACUAUAUGCCCGGUAGCAGCGGAUGCCGCACUGUCCAGAUGGUGGCCAAGGCCGUUGGCGUGGAGCUGAACAAGAAGCUCCUGAACACCAUGGAGGGAGAGCAGCUGAAGCCCGAGUUUGUGAAGCUCAAUCCCCAGCACACCAUUCCCACUCUGGUGGACAAUGGAUUCGCCAUCUGGGAGUCACGAGCCAUAGCUGUCUACUUGGUGGAGAAGUACGCCAAGGACGAUUCCCUCUUCCCCAAGGACCCCAAGAAGCAGGCCGUGGUCAACCAGCGUCUGUACUUUGACAUGGGCACCCUCAACGAUGCCUUCGCCAAGUACUACUAUCCCCUGUUCCGCACUGGCCAGCCCGGCAGCGAUGAGGACUUCAAGAAGAUUGAGACCGCAUUCGGAUUCCUGAACACCUUCCUGGAGGGACAUGACUACGUGGCCGGUGACAACCUCACUGUGGCCGAUAUUGCCAUCCUGGCCCUGGUCUCCACCUUCGACAUCAUUGAGUUCGACUUCAGCAAGUACUCGAACGUGGUCAGGUGGUAUGCCAAUGCCAAGAAGGUGACCCCCGGAUGGGACGAGAACUGGGAGGUUCUCUUUCUCCUCUCGAGCGACAGACACCACACGAUCUCAGUUCCCGAAAUGGAUUUGUACUAUUACCCAGUGGUCAGCGCUUGCCGCAACGUUCUCAUGGUGGCCAAGGCUCUGGGCCUAGAGCUAAACAAGAAACUGGUCAACACCCUUGAGGGGGAGCAGAUGAACCCGGAGUUCAUCAAGAUCAAUCCCCAGCAUACCAUUCCCACCCUGGUGGAUAAUGGCUUCACCCUCUGGGAGUCGCGUGCCAUCGCCAUUUAUCUGGUGGAGAAGUACGGAAAGGACGACUCUCUCUACCCCAAGGAUCCCAAGAUACAGGCCGUGAUCAAUCAGCGUCUUUACUUCGAUCACUCCAAUAUGUACGGCUCCCUGGCCGCAUACUUCUUCAAGGCAUUCCUCACCGGAAAGCUGGGAUCUGAAGAGGACUAUAAGAAGUCCACCGACACUUUCGAGUUCCUCAACAGCUUCCUCGAGGGACAGGAGUAUCUGGCCGCCGAUCACCUUACCUUGGCCGACAUCGCCAUCCUCUCCAAUGUGGCCAACUUUGAUGCCCUAGGAUUUGACAUCAGCAAGUAUCCGAAUGUGGCAAGGUGGUACGCCAACGCCAAGAAGGUGACUCCCGGAUGGGACGAGAACUGGGCAGGAGCUCUUGAAUUGAAGAAGAUGUUAGACAAAAAACUGAAUGCAUCUCAGUAAAUGAAUUGCCUUAUUUUUAUAUCUUUUUUUACAUAAAUAAAAAUAAACUUUUAUAAGA
Messenger RNA from Drosophila serrata, 1460 nucleotides. RefSeq names its product inactive glutathione S-transferase D3. Gene Ontology annotation, biological process: glutathione metabolic process. Lineage: Eukaryota; Metazoa; Arthropoda; Insecta; Diptera; Drosophilidae. The record is from RefSeq and is a predicted model, not a curated record.